AUGCUCUACAAGACAGUUCUCUUUGCCUUCCUAGGCUUUACCGGCAUUGCCUCCUCCAUGGUUCUAGGAAACCGAGAGUCUGGCCUCAGCAAUCCUGUCGAAGCCAGGACCCCACCGUCUAUCAUUGCCAUUACGGACGUUGUGGAUGAGGAUGACGAGUAA
This is a messenger RNA of Annulohypoxylon truncatum, 162 nucleotides long. RefSeq lists its product as uncharacterized. The coding region runs from base 1 to 162 and encodes 53 amino acids. Lineage: Eukaryota; Fungi; Ascomycota; Sordariomycetes; Xylariales; Hypoxylaceae. The record is from RefSeq and is a predicted model, not a curated record. The transcript has 2 exons.